Molecule: messenger RNA, 923 nt
Organism: Bombus pascuorum
Lineage: Eukaryota; Metazoa; Arthropoda; Insecta; Hymenoptera; Apidae
Product: transmembrane protein 17-like
Exons: 4
Coding region: 331-846 (171 amino acids)
Biological process (GO): non-motile cilium assembly
Cellular component (GO): ciliary transition zone
Source: RefSeq, a predicted model, not a curated record
UCUUUCUUAGACAAUUUUGCAAGAGGGAUGGAAGAUAUAAAGAAAGCGGAAAGAAAGAGAUAGAGUAAAAAAUGUACUAUACCGAAGAUUCCAGAUCGAGAUUGUAUGUAUAUGUAUGUUGCGUUAAGUGACAUGUAAAAUAAGAUUGUGUAAGAUAUAAAUAUACGAAUGCUGAAUGGAUGUAAAUCUUAGAUUGUAUGAACGUUUAGAACUGUUUGAAGAUAAAAGUGUAACAAUUAUAAAUACUUCCUUAAAAUAUUGGAUGGAAAUUGUUAUUGUUACAAUUGACUUUAAUAACUUUAUGAUCAUGUCACAGAAUUUGUUUUGAAAAUGUCACAAUUUACUACAAGAAAUGUUAUUAAUGAAACAUCUUCCAAGUUAAUGUAUCAUGAUUAUAAUAAAACAAGGUCUAAUUUACCAUUUCAAAUAGCCCUGUAUGUGAAUCUAUGGCUUUUCCCAGUUUGGCUGUUGAUUACUAUUGUAAACUUGGAUGCAAAAUACAAUAAUUUGACAAAUGUUUAUAAAUUGCUAACUGUAGCAACAUUUCUGAUACUUUCAAUUUUUGAAAGUUUAAAGUUAUAUUUGGGGUAUCUUGGAAAUCUUACAGGAAAGAUUCCAGAAUUAACUACUUGCUGGUUAAUCUCGAUAUUAAUACAACUUCCCCUAGAGGCAUUCCUCCUUUUUGAUCGUGGAAUACCAUCUCAUUAUAGCGAAACAUUUAUCAAUUCUUUCAUGGUCUGCCUUCUUCUUAUUGAAGUUAUUACAGGUACGAUAGCUUUAAUGAAUUUAGCAGAUCAUCGUGCUAAAGUGUUUUAUUUAAUGCAUUUAUACAAUACAUGUACAUAGGAUGGAUGUUAAACUGUUUUAAAAUACUUUUAUAGCUAGUCUCAUUUUUUAAUUAUAUAUAGAUUUUUGAGCAAAUA